UCUACAGGAUAAAGAAGAGAGCUGAGACAAACCAAGUAACAACCUAAAAACAACAUUAAAGGAACCUUAAAAACAACUUUAAAACAACUUUCAGGAAACAAUAACCGGUUGGAUUACAACUUGAAGAGACAAGGAAGUGUUUUUCCUACGUAUUCCACUCUUGAAGAUAGAACAAUAUCAUUAUUUAUUUGGACCUUUUUUUAGUAGUUUUAUUUUUCUUCUCAAACAAAGAUGGCUGCUUCAUCUUGUUCUUCCUCCCUUGCUCCUCUUGUCCUCCUCAUAGUCCUCUCCUCUCUAUCACUGAGUGUGGAGUCCCGACCCUCGCCCCAAACAUCACCUCGGAAACAUGACACACAGGUACUAGAUAAUCUCUUCAGCGCUCAACUCCGCUCUCUGAUCCUCAACCAACCAGACGUCACCUUUGAAGGUUCCACUUCUGACCCUGCUCCUUCCUACCACCAUCCCUCCCAGGGAUUGGCUGGUCGCAGCAUGGGGGCGGGCCAGGGGGUUGGGCCUGUGGUCCCCAGGUUGUUCCUAGACUUUCUGCGCCAACAGAGGAUGUUCCGUGGGCGGAGCAGGAAGAGCGCCACCGCCAGGGGAUGCUUCGGCAUGAAGGUGGACCGCAUCGGAUCUAUCAGCGGCCUGGGAUGCUGAUUGGACAACCACCAGUGGCCUUGUGUUCUGAUUGGCUACCUUUCACCCCACUCCUUCCUGUGUGUGUCAAAGACAGAGGGAAUGCUGGGAGAUCUCUCUCACUGACAGUCAGACGGAUGGAUGGAACAUUCCCAACCCUUGAUAUCUAACCCCUGAACUAUGAACUGUGAUCCUGUGUGACUGUAGAGGUCAUCUCCCUGACCCCACGUGACCUUUAGGUGUUCUGAGGCUCCAUGUGGGAACAAAUACUAAUGACCUUUGACCUCUAGCCCCUGGCUCUGUUACAGCCAGUACAACUAACUCUGGUGUGUGUGUGUGUGUGUGUGUGUGUGUGUGUGUGUGUGUGUGUGUAUAAUGUGUGUGUG
Molecule: messenger RNA, 1019 nt
Organism: Coregonus clupeaformis (lake whitefish)
Lineage: Eukaryota; Metazoa; Chordata; Actinopteri; Salmoniformes; Salmonidae
Gene: nppcl2
Product: C-type natriuretic peptide 2
Exons: 2
Coding region: 232-654 (140 amino acids)
Biological process (GO): receptor guanylyl cyclase signaling pathway; cGMP biosynthetic process
Cellular component (GO): extracellular region
Molecular function (GO): hormone activity; hormone receptor binding
Source: RefSeq, a predicted model, not a curated record